AGUGAUCUGUAUCUUUGGUGCUGAUGUAGAUUUUUUCUUUCUGUAAACUUUAUUAAACAUUAAGUGAGUUCACUAGUUUUAUGUAGUUGGAGGUGAAUGUGUUCGUGGUUUGACGUUUAAGAAAGAGGUGGAUGGAGUCACGUGGUGUAGAAGCUCAGGUCCAUCUGAGCUUGACUUCUUGUGUGAGGAGCAUCACUACGUCAGUUGAUCCCAAGCACAUCACUGAUGCUCUACACACACUCACACACUUCCUGCAGGAUGGAGAGGCCUCCACCCCAGAAAGAGCCGAAUUUGAACGGGUGUACUACACACCCAUUCUGCAGGCACUGCUUAGUAAACUCAGCUCUGAUUGGUUCCACAGCCUAAGUGAUGAACAGUGCGUUGGACUGUGGGACGGAUUCUUUCUCCAAGGUCCCCCAGACCAAGCCCUGCUUGUGUUAGUGGAGUCCAUCAGCACCAUCAGCGAGGGUUCGUCUCUGGAUCGCUGUGUGAGUGUGUUAGAGGUGUUUCUGACUGCAGGACGUGUUGGUGUGUUGUUGCAGUCAUGCUGUUUGGACCCGAACACACACAGAGACUCCGCCCACCUUAGAGAAACCGUCCUAAGCCGGCUGGCAGCUCUGCCUACUAUCACAGCCAACCGGCUGGGCACACGAACACCUAUGUCACUCUCUCCACAGCAGUACUACACACACCUCGCCCAUCACAUUUUUAGCGUGUUGGAGAAGAUCUGUGCAGUCCUCAGAGCGGGACAGGACUGUUCUCUGGUUUUUGCUGCUCAGAUAUUGGGGAAAGUAUGUAUGCAGGGACAUGGAGAGUUGAUGUUUAAGGUACUGGCUCCCCGACUCUCCUCUCUAACACACUCGGAUGCUUUGUGGAGGCGUCUCAGCUGCAGACUGUUGGAGAAUGUACCAGAGCGCUGGGUGGAGAGCGUCAUUAACCCUCUUAUACACAACCUGCACAGGGCAUCAGCAUUGUCAAGGGUGAUGGGGAAUCUAGUGCUGAAGAAUAAAAAAGUUCAGUUUGUCCUGACCCACAAACUCCUGCUGCUGCAGUAUCAACACCCGGUUCAGGUGGUGAGGAGUGUGUUGGGUUAUCUGGCACUGGAUGAAGAGCGACGGCCGCUUCUCAAACAGGUGUUGCGCAGUGUGUGUCAGGUGUGGUGUAACAGCAGUGCAGUGAAACACACACUGGUGGAUCAGCAGCUGUACGUGAGCAAAACACUGCUGCUGUGUGUCAGUCUGCUCCACUUUACUGAGAUCCAGGAGCUACGAGAUGAGUUGUUGCAGUGCAUGCUGGGAGGAGUGCAGUGCCGCUUGGACAGCAGUGUUGAGCGUGUGAGGAGGAUUGGCAUGGUGGUGGGUGAAUGUAUCAGCCAGAAACUGGACAUGCCUGCCUCUCAACUCAAAUUCCAGUAUGAACGAGAUGAUGAGUGUAGAGAGUUGGUGUCUCUAAUGGAACCUGACUCUGAAGAGGACGAUAAUGAACAGCAGCAGCCUGAUACACAAAGACCUCAGUCCAGUGGUUUAUUGGAUGAACUGGUAAUGUCAAAGCCUUCCACAACCAAUCAGCCAUCAACAACUGGACAAGGCAGUGGUUCUGAACUUGACAGUGAUGACGAGCUGAGUCCAUACGACAUGUCUGCUGAUCAGCCAAAGCAGAAGGUGUCUCCACCCCGCUAUGUCCGGGACUGCCUGGAGGCUCUGAUGACAUCUGAUGACCCAGAGAGGGUGGAACUGAGUCUGCAGGCAGCUGAGGGGCUUCUGAGGAAGAAUGUCAGUGCCACACAAGAGGUCAGUGUACAGUUUAGUAAGGUGCUGUUACACCUGGAGGACAGGUACAACACCAUAGAUUUCUAUACACUCCGACAGAAUGCCAUGGUGGCCCUCGCUGUGACACACACACAGCCGGUUGUGGAAUAUCUGACUACAGAGUUUUACUCACUGAACUACAGUCUGAGACAGAGAUUAGACAUCCUGGAGGUUCUUGCCAUUUCUGCCCAGGUACUCUCUGAGCCAAUCAAAGAGAAGCAGUCUGGUUCCAAGCCUGUUGCUACAAUGACUACCCUGGAGCACCGUAGUGAGGUUGAGCACUGGCAGCAGGUCGUGGCAAAACGCAUUCAGAGCAAAACAAGGCGCAUCAGCACGGGUGUGCAUCAGCCUCCUAAAGCCACUCCAAACCGCUAUGCUCCUGUCGCUGGUCACUUCUUCUUUCCCCUACUGAGGAAUUAUGAUAGGUCGCAGGUCACAUUUGACCUUUUGGGCAGUGACCACCUGGUGUUGGGCAGAUUGGUACACACUCUGGGACUGCUGAUGCACCUGGCCAUCAAUGCUCCAGUGGCGACACAGAUGGGAAAAGCUCUCCUGGACUUUGUGUGGGCAGUUCGCUUCCAUGCAGACCAGAUGGUAAGAAGGGGUGUGUUGUUUGCUGUAUGUGCUGUGUUUCUGAGCAUGCCCGGUGAGAACCUGCUGCUGAAACUCAGUGAUGAUCUUGUGGAGACCAGAGCAUGGCUAGCAGAUGUAGCAGAGGGUGAUCCUGAUGCAGACUGCAGAAGUUUGGCUGUGCAAGGUUUGGUGCUGCUGGAGAAAAAUCUUAAAAGUCAACUACAUAACACCGCACUGGAGACAUGACCAUGUGUGUUUACCACACUCUCUGUAUGCUGGCUGUUGAGAAGUGUGUAUAUAUGAAUUUCAAAUAAGAAAUACUUGUGCACAAUGUCAUAUUUUUCUAAAUAAAAAUGAUAAAUACAAUUAAAAACCAUUACAUUAAAA
Trichomycterus rosablanca is the source of this 2768-nucleotide messenger RNA. RefSeq names its product TEL2, telomere maintenance 2, homolog (S. cerevisiae) (gene telo2). Gene Ontology annotation, cellular component: cytosol. The record is from RefSeq and is a predicted model, not a curated record. The transcript is spliced from 21 exons. Gene Ontology annotation, biological process: telomere maintenance via telomerase; protein stabilization. The coding region runs from base 132 to 2627 and encodes 831 amino acids. Lineage: Eukaryota; Metazoa; Chordata; Actinopteri; Siluriformes; Trichomycteridae. Gene Ontology annotation, molecular function: telomeric repeat DNA binding; Hsp90 protein binding.